UAUGAUCCACUCCUUCUUAUCCUCCGUCCCCUCUCUGUAUGCAGCGCUGUGAUUGGACGCUGGCUGCUUGUCAGGAAGAAAGAGCUGCUGUGUUGAGGCCGAAAACUCAGACACAAGCAGGACCUGGAAGAUACCGGAGUACCUCGGUGGAAGGGAUAUACACUCUACUUAACACUCGGAAGGCGUUUUGAAGCAGCCGGGCUAUAGCGGAGUGCCGACCGGCUCUCCGUGCUCCUGCUGUCGAGGCCGCCGCGGUUCUGUGCCCCCCCCCCCGCCGACUGUGUGUCGCUGCCUGCUGGUCACAGUAAUCCAGACCCGCUGCUAUUAACGACACUGACGCUGUUGUGUGGCGACGCAGCCACGAACCUGUCUAAGAUUUAAGUCUGUAUCCAGUGCGGAGACAUAAGGACUCAGCUGUUGCUGCCGGUAGUCGGGGUUUAACGAGUGAGGCUGCCGGGACCGGUUAAACAUCCCGAUAAAGCUCCAACUACAUGGAACAAGUCGGCGGCUCAUUUUGCGCUAGAACUGUUAUGACUGACCCUUAAGACAGUCGUCUCGUUUUGAAGCAGCACCGCGGGCUCUAUCCGAGGAUUUAUUUGAUGAAGACAUCCUGAAAGCGGCAGUUUGAAGCCUCUGCAUCAGGACCAAAUACACAAGUAAACAACAUAUGGCAGGCAAAAAGCUCUGAAGACGAUCUGCUUAUGAAAUGCUCUUGGUGGAAUUCGAAGACACGCGGAUUACGGAGCCAAACCGCGACGCAGACGUGACGUUAUAAAGCCGUGCCCGCUGGAAUUUUGGGUGCCAUGAAUCAGCCUGGACAACAGCUGCUACCAACAUAGAGGUCACUUCACCUCUCUUUCCAUUUGCUUCGGUCCAGAGGAUGCUGGGAAUGUGUCGCGGGCGCAGGAAGUUCCUGGCGGCCUCCCUCGCCCUGCUCUUCAUCCCAGCACUCACCUGGCUUUACCUGUCAGUUGGGAGCUUUCAAGUGAAGCCCCUCCCCCUGUCUCCAUUGGAAGCCCAGUCAUCGACGCCGGUUGGCGGAGCCGGUGAGAGGCAGGCCUUAGAGCUGCGGGUCCGGGCAGUGGAGGAAGAGAACCGGGCACUGCGCCGGGAGCUCAGCCGGCCGCCCAGAAGCCCGUCUGCACGCCUUCCAAGCGGCGGUCACCGUGGCAACCAGAACCGAACCCAUUCAGAGGAAGGCACCGGCGACAAUGAGGGCCAGAAAGCUGCUGCAGUGGGAAACAGCUCAGACUGUGUGCACCAGCCAGCUGUGGAUAAGUGUGAGACCAUCCACGUGGCCAUCGUGUGUGCAGGUUACAAUGCCAGUAGAGACGUGGUGACGUUGGUUAAAUCAGUCCUUUUCCACAGGCGGAACCCACUACAUUUCCAUUUCAUCACAGACUCCAUUGCUCAGCAGAUCCUGUCCUCUCUGUUCCAUACCUGGAUGGUUCCUGCCGUCAGGGUCGACUUCUAUGAUGCAGAUGAGCUGAAGUCGGAGGUGUCCUGGAUCCCCAACAAACAUUACUCUGGGAUCUAUGGCCUGAUGAAGCUGGUGCUCACUAAGACGCUGCCAUCCGACCUGCAGAGAGUCAUUGUCCUGGACACGGACAUCACAUUCGCCACCGACAUUGCCGAACUCUGGGCUGUCUUCCACAAGUUCAAAGGUCAGCAGGUUCUGGGUCUUGUGGAGAACCAGAGCGACUGGUACCUGGGGAACUUGUGGAAGAACCAUCGACCUUGGCCGGCUCUGGGCAGGGGCUUCAACACUGGGGUGAUUUUGCUUCUCCUGGAUCGUCUACGGAAGCUGAGAUGGGAGCAGAUGUGGAGGCUGACUGCAGAGAGGGAACUAAUGAGCAUGCUGUCCACCUCCUUGGCAGACCAGGACAUCUUCAACGCUGUGAUCAAACAGAACCCGUUCCUGGUUCACCAGCUGCCCUGCUUCUGGAACGUCCAGCUGUCCGACCACACCCGCUCUGAGAAGUGCUACAAAGACGUGUCAGACCUCAAGGUGAUUCACUGGAAUUCUCCAAAGAAGCUACGAGUGAAGAAUAAGCACGUGGAGUUUUUCCGGAAUCUCUAUCUAACCUUUCUGGAGUACGAUGGCAACCUGCUGCGAAGAGAGCUGUUCGGCUGUCCCAGCGAGGCAGACCACAACAGUGAGAACCUCCAGAAGACUCUGUCAGAACUAGACGAAGAUGAUCCUUGCUACGAGUUUCGUCGAGAGCGUUUCACCGUCCACCGAACUCACCUCUACUUCCUUCACUAUGAGUAUGAACCCAGCUCUGACAGCACUGACGUCACCCUAGUCGCCCAGCUCUCAAUGGACAGGCUCCAAAUGUUGGAGGCCAUCUGUAAGCACUGGGAAGGCCCCAUCAGCCUGGCCCUGUACCUGUCUGACGCUGAGGCCCAGCAGUUCCUGCGCUACGCUCAGGGCUCUGAGGUGCUGAUGAGCCGCGGAAACGUCGGCUACCACAUCGUCUACAAAGAGGGACAGUUCUACCCGGUCAACCUACUGCGAAAUGUGGCCAUGCGGCAGGUCAACACUCCCUACAUGUUCCUAUCAGACAUCGACUUCCUGCCCAUGUACGGCCUAUAUGAGUACCUCAGGAAGUCAGUGGUGCAGCUGGAGAUGGCCAACACCAAGAAAGCUUUGGUGGUUCCAGCUUUUGAGACACUGCGAUAUCGUCUGUCUUACCCAAAGUCCAAGGCUGAGCUGCUCUCUCAGCUGGACAUGGGCACACUCUUCACCUUCAGGUACCACGUGUGGACUAAAGGCCACGCUCCAACUAACUUUGCCAAAUGGCGGACAGCCACCACGCCCUACAGGGUGCAGUGGGAGGCCGACUUUGAGCCCUACGUCAUGGUGAGGAGGGACAGUCCUGAGUAUGACCGCCGCUUCGUAGGCUUCGGCUGGAACAAGGUGGCUCACAUCAUGGAGCUGGAUGCACAGGAGUACGAGUUUGUGGUUCUGCCCAACGCCUACAUGAUCCACAUGCCUCACGCGCCCAGCUUCGACAUCACCAAGUUUCGCUCCAACAAGCAGUACCGGGUCUGCCUCAAAACCCUGAAGGAGGAGUUCCAGCAGAACAUGUCACGACGCUACGGCUUCGCCGCCCUAAAAUACAUGACAGCUGAGAACAACAGCUAGCCACCACUGCAGACCCUCACGCCCCCGUCCCUGAACUACUGACACACUUCAUGGGCUGUGGAGGGAGGGGGGGCACAGGUAAUGAGACAGCCCACCUGAGGCCAUUGGGACACUUUGAGACUUGAGUCCCUCAGACUUUGUUAGAACGUUUGACCCUCAGUGUUGGGACUGCAAGGGUCUUUAUGUCCAUUCUUUGUCCUCUGAUGUGGAUAGAAGAGAUCAUCCACGAGGAGAUGUAAAAGCUGUGACAGACGACAUGAGUGACUGCCAGGCCCAGGUCCUGGCUGUGUGGGGGCCUGAGAUUUGGCCCUGAAAUCUUACAGACAGCAAGCAAAGAAAAGCAGACUUUUAAUGCCUUGCCAUAUUUGUAAGACCAGUGGCAGAGUGGUGGGCUUGCGUGUAACAUUAUGUAUGUAUGCGUGUGUGUGUGUGUGUGUGUGUGUGUGUGUUCAUGCAGGUAGAUGAAAACGGUGACUGUGUAUGUGUUCCUCCAGGACAGUGCUUAGCAAAAAGCUUAAGGAGAGCUGAAGAUGUGAGACAUUGUGGGCUUACAUCCUGUUUGCACGCCUUCCAAGUGCCAACAAAGAGCAGCGGCAGUUUGACUGACAGCGCAACCCCGACUCAAAUGCAAAUCGUCACCAGGCGGCGAGAUAAGACAAAGCGGUAAACAUGUCUGCGCAGAUUUUGAAAAUCUCAUUGUGACAAGUGACACGCACUCAGAUACUGAGGCGUGCAGCCAGCCAGCCGACCAGCUGCUGCUGCUUAAUUUGUUUGAUAGCCGAUACAGAUCAGAAUAAAUCCUCCUCCUCGUAUGACAAGGGAAGUUAAGUGCAAGGAUGGCUGGAGGUCGUCCGUGCGGUUGAUAUUCAGGGUAUCUCCACAUCAGCCUGAGCGUGCUGCUACAGAUUGUUUCCAGUGUUUUGUUACGACUGAAUCUGACAGCAGCUGGUGCGGUGUGCUUUAUUUUUGUGUGUUGUAAAUUGAUGCCAGUGCGGUCUGCCCAAACACCUGCUGAAGUCCCGUCGGUUUGUGAAGCCGCCGCCCCACCGCGCCGUGCAGCACACUGAGGCAAAGCACCAAUCACUGAGCUCCCUGUUGACUUUCCCUUCCAACAAUCAGUAUUAUUUAUCAGUGUGUUUACAGUCCUGAUGGGCGGAGCAGGGAGGGCCUCCUCCACACAGCGUCAGGAGGAUCUGAGGACAGGAAGGAGAGUUUAAAUUCUGAAAAUCAACAACAGUCAGGAGAGAGCAGCAGACAAUGUUUUCUCUCUUUCUCUCACUCUUUUUCACCCUGGCUUCUAGUUUGACAACAUUAUAGUGAUAUGAUUUAUAGUGAUGAUGAUUUAGGUAAAGUGUGGUCAUCUCACUGGGAGUCCAGACAGGAGUAUCAUAGAAAUAUUAUACUGGGCUUGUAAUGAUGAAGUAAAAAUCCUGAUAUGAUUACAGCUGUUUCAUAAUUGACAAAUACAACAUUAGGGUAGUAGUGUAUUUACAGUAGCCUUUUAAUUAGUAGAGCUGUACCAAAAUGUUUUACAUUCUGAGCUUCUAUUGAGGAACAAAGCUUUCCAUAUCUGACAUCAUACUUUAUAACCAUCAUCCUAAAAAAAAAAAAAAUUUUAAUAAAAAGAAACCUCCAACAAAAUCUUCACUUUAAAUUAAGUAAUUGAUCAGAUCAAAUGAGUUAGUUGUUGGCUGGAAUGCUAUCUAGCUUUCAACUAUCCGGUACAGCCCUGUUAAUUAGCUAACAGCUAUCACUGAACAAACCCAGUGAAUUGCAUUUACAGACUACAAACAAGACAAAAGUUCUAUCAACUUUACAGGCUCAUUCAUGCCGUCUCGCCAGCAUAGAUCAUUCAGUAUUUAAACUGAUCAGGGAUCAGGUAACCACUGCAGCAGCUCACUCGUCAUGAUGAUUUGUGUUGAAAUUGUGUGGUACAGGUGAGAACUCAGAAAAAAACGUGGACCUUGAGUUGGGAUCAAGGUCAAGAAUGAGUCAACAUGAGAAGUAAAAGUGUGCAGGUCAAUAAAUUCAUCUCCAUGACAACUGAGCAAACUCCAUCUGCGAGAAGCCAACAGGAAAUAGUAAAUGUACCUUGAGUUGGAAUUGUUUUGUCAAAUUAAUUUCACUUUUAGGACUUAAAUACACCAGUGGAGAACUCAUUUGAAAGUCUCCUCAGGUUUCUGUCCAGGACCUCAGUGGAGGCUGAUCCACACAGUAAAGUCCUGAUAGACUGUGAUGAGGUUCAUGAUGUCAGGCUGGUUGUUCGGCCAGUACACACCGUUGUGAAACUAGAAGCCGCUCUCUCUUUCUGUGUCUCUCUCUCUGUACAGGAAAGUUGAAGAAGGGCUCAGUGCGGUCAUUCAGGUGUGUGUGUAUGUGUGUGCCCAUUGUGUGUCUGAUUGUACAUGUAUGUUCAGUAUGCAGGUGUGUGUGUGUGUGUGUGUGUGUGUGUGUGUGUGUGUGUGUGUGUGUGUGUGUGUGUGUGUGUGUGUGUGUGUGUGUGUGUGUGUGUGUGUGUGUGUGUGUGUGUGUGUGUGUGUGUGUGUGUGUGUGUGUUUGACUCUGCUCUGAGUGUGUGUGUGUGUCUUUGCAGGGCUGAGAGGAGCCACAGUGUUUAAGUAGGACAGUGCUGACUGAUGCUGCUACCUGAAUAAAAACGAAGUCAAACACUG
Molecule: messenger RNA, 5820 nt
Organism: Dicentrarchus labrax (European seabass)
Lineage: Eukaryota; Metazoa; Chordata; Actinopteri; Moronidae
Gene: large1
Product: LARGE xylosyl- and glucuronyltransferase 1
Exons: 16
Coding region: 881-3148 (755 amino acids)
Biological process (GO): protein O-linked glycosylation via mannose
Molecular function (GO): xylosyltransferase activity; glucuronosyltransferase activity
Source: RefSeq, a predicted model, not a curated record